AUGAACAAGAGGAAUUUGACCAGGGUCACGGAGAUCCACCUCUUGGGAUUUCAGACGUCCCGGAGCAUAAAAGUGGGCCUUUUUGUUCUGGUCUUUACAAUGUUCUGCGUCACGAUAGUUGGAAACCUUCUGAUCAUAGUGCUGGUUUCACGGAGCAGAAACUUGCACUCUCCCAUGUACUUCUUCCUUACUCAACUCUCCAUAUCCGACAUUUUACUCACAACAGAUAUCGUCCCUAACAUGCUUCGUGGAAUGAUGCCGCUUGUUGGCUGCCUUGCUCAGCUUUAUUUUUUUGGUGUCUCUGAGUGUUUUGAGUGUCUUAUUCUGGCCGUGAUGUCUUAUGACAGAUAUUUGGCCAUCUGUCACCCUCUACAUUACAUAUCUUUAAUGAGCCAUCUGCUUUCCUUAAGAGUGAUCAUCGUUACUUGGAUCGUUAGUUUUUCUGUUCCACUAAUUGAAACCGUAACAACAUCUAAGUUGGUAUUUUGUGGACCAAAUGUUAUUGACCAUUUCUUUUGUGACCUUUUUCCAUUAUGGGAACUUUCCUGCUCAGACAUAUUAAUUGGCCAAAUAGAAGUCACAAUAUUGGGUAUCCCCAUCAUUAUCUCCCCAUUCAUUCUCAUUGCGAUAUCAUAUACAUAUAUUUUCUUUACUAUUCUAAAGAUUCAAUCUAUUACCGGAAGACAGAAAGCCUUCUCCACCUGCAGCUCCCACCUGACUGUGGUCUUCAUCUAUUAUGGAACUCUCAUUUCUAUAUAUGUUCUUCCAACUCGAGGUCAAUCGCUGAUUGUUAGCAAAGUCCUGUCUUUGUUGUACACCGUGGUGACCCCGAUGCUUAACCCAAUCAUAUAUAGCCUCAGAAAUAAAGACAUUAAAGAGGCACUAAGAAAAUAUGUGAAAAAUACAAGGUGA
Spea bombifrons (plains spadefoot toad) is the source of this 912-nucleotide messenger RNA. RefSeq names its product olfactory receptor 11L1-like. The transcript has a single exon. The record is from RefSeq and is a predicted model, not a curated record. Bases 1 to 912 code for a protein of 303 amino acids. Gene Ontology annotation, biological process: G protein-coupled receptor signaling pathway. Gene Ontology annotation, molecular function: G protein-coupled receptor activity; olfactory receptor activity. NCBI's taxonomy places the organism in Eukaryota, Metazoa, Chordata, Amphibia, Anura, Pelobatidae. Gene Ontology annotation, cellular component: membrane.